UUUGUGUACACAUGAAUGCUGCCCUUGCCUGUUUGAGUUUAAAAGACAGUUUCAGCUGCCUGGGUUGCAGUCUGGUGGGAGCCAUCAUGGAGAGAGCUUUGGUGCAAAUCACUGUUUUUGGGCUGCUGCUGCCUUUGGUUACCACACUACCAAACAAGGACGACUGGGACAUCUACAGCUUUCACAUCAACUCCACAGUGACCAGUCGUUAUGCCACCACUGUGAUCACAAGCCGCGUGGCCAAUCGUAUGGACGAGUCAAAGGAAGUUGAAUUCCAUGUCCGGAUUCCCAAGAACGCCUUCAUCAGUAAAUUCAGAAUGUUUAUAGAUGGCCAGGAGUACGAUGGUGUUGUGAAAGCUAAGGAGCAAGCUCAGCAGCAGUACACUGAGGCCGUGGCCCGUGGCCAAAGCGCUGGGAUUGUCAGUUCUGUAGGGAGGACCCUCGAGGAAUUUAAGACCUCCGUGACUGUGGCUGCUCACAAAAAGGUCACCUUUGAACUCACAUAUGAGGAACUGCUGAAACGCAAGCUUGGCAAGUACGAGCUGCAAAUCCACGCUCGACCCAUGCAGCCUGUCAAAGACUUUAAGGUUGAUGUGUACAUUAAUGAGAAAGCCGGCAUCAAUUUCAUUGAGGUUAAAGGAGGGCUGAGCACCAAAGCUCUGGCUAAUGCCAUCACCAAAACACAUGCAGACAAACAGGCGUGGGUGUAUUUCUACCCGACAGAGGACCAACAGAAAACAUGUGACAGCUGUGGAGAUCAGGGUAUGAAUGGAGAUCUGGUUAUUGUUUAUGAUGUCAACAGGGACACCUCACUGGGAGACAUCAAGACAUCAGCUGGGUACUUUGUUCAUCACUUUGCUCCAUCUAGUCUUCCCCGCAUACCAAAAAAUGUUGUCUUCGUUAUUGAUCAAAGUGGCUCAAUGCAUGGCAGAAAAAUACAACAGACCCGAAUAGCAUUAAUCCACAUCUUGAAUGACCUGGCAGAAGAUGACUUCUUUGGUCUCAUCACUUUUGAUGACAACAUUUUUCACUGGAAACGAGAACUUGUUCAGGCCAACCAAGAAAACCUGGAUAGUGCCAAGACAUUUGCACAGGGUAUUAAAGAUAGAGGAGCCACAGACAUUAACGGAGCGGUGUUGGAAGGAGCACGUAUGCUGAAUGCACAUCCCAGAGAAGGUUCAGCGUCAAUCCUUAUACUUCUCACCGAUGGAGACCCAACCACAGGGGUGACAAAUCUUGAAAUGAUACAGUCAAAUGUAAGACGGGCUAUUGCAGACAAAUUCCCACUCUACUGUCUUGGUUUUGGUUUUGAUGUCAAUUUUGAGUUCCUUGAGAAGAUGUCGCUGCAGAACAAUGGUGCGGCACGACGGAUUUAUGAAGACUCUGAUGCUAAUUUACAGCUGCAGGGUUUCUAUGAAGAGGUGGCCACUCCUCUGUUGACAGAUGUGACAAUGAUCUAUGUGGGUGGGACCAAUCUAACCCAGACUAACUUCAGCCAGUAUUAUAAUGGCUCUGAGAUUGUUGUGGCCGGUCAGAUCACUAACAACGACAUUGAAAGCUUCACUCCACAAGUUGUGGCCAUUUCGAGGAAUACAAGGGUGGUGUUUUCUGACACUAACACCCCUGUGGAGUCCACUGGAACAGUGUCUGACAGCCAUAUCCAGAGAGUUUGGGCCUACCUCACAGUCAAACAGCUUCUGGAGAAAGAGCUGCAGUUAUCUGGACCUGAGAAGGAGAAUGUGAAGAAAGAGGCCUUGGAGCUGUCGCUGAAGUACAGCUUUGUGACCCCACUCACAUCCAUGGUGGUCACCAAGCCUCUGGGGGAGAACACAGAAGUGCUCCAUAAACCCAAAGAAGGUGAAACACCUGCUGGUGAGCACGGCCACGCAAGUCAAGGAAACCCUGGUUAUCUCCUUGUUCAACAUUCCCCAGAUAUGUUGAUUCCUGCAGGGAUUAGUUUUCAGGAUUAUGAUGACUCCAUUGGAGAUCUGUAUGAAAUAUCAGCAGGAAACCGUGGUUUCCUCCCUCCACAUUUCCAAGAUAUGUCUUUCAUGGUUACUGCAGGUAUUCUUCCUGGUGUCCCGUUGAUGACUGAGGAGAUCAGGGUGCUUCCCACCAUUGUGCCAGACAGAGCAACUACUGGUCCUCUUUUCCACAGGUUUUUGCUAAAAACUGAGAAUCAAUCUCUUCCACUAUGCUUUGAUGUCGCUGGAGAUGUCCGCCUUAAACUGCUUCACCAUCCCAACAGGGAGCUGUCUGUGAAUGGUGAACUUGAUUCAGUAGUGUAUGGAGGCUUCAAAAGGAUUAUCAUCCACUUCAAAACUGACCAGCAUGUUGAGGUUGACACCAAGGGAAUCACUGUACGAGAGGGACAGACAGUGACACGCCACACUGGACAGGAUCUCAUCACAGUUGGAAGUGUGACAGUGAUCAGGCGGGACAAGGAAAUAGAUGUUGCAGCUGGAGACACACGCAUGGUCAUCUUAAUUCAUGAGCAAGGUGACAAAGAAUUCAUCUGGCCGGUUUUAAGACAGCAGCCAUCGGACGACACCGUUACAGGAAUUUUAGCUCUAAAGGCAGCAGUGUAUGAGGAGGUGCAGCAAACUCCCUCUACAAAACUUAAGCUCAAAGACCAGGAGAUUGAUGUUACCAGAUCCGAUGCUGUUGACUACAGUAUUGUCUCUCCCCCGACACUGGACUGCUGGCUCAUGUCUGCUGAGUCUGCCCUGCAGAGACGCCUGGAGGAUUUCAUCGUUACACAACUUUAACUGAGAAACAUGUUGAAUCACUUGCAAAGAUUUCAUUAUUUGAUCGCUUUAAUGUUUGCAAUGAAAGCUAGGUGUAUGAUUACUUUUUCCUACUUUAUCACCUGUUUUCCCCACCAUUUCCUGACCUCAUCAUUUCGGUACUCUUUCACAAAAGCUGUACAUACUUGAAGACGGAAAUAAUAAAUGUAUUUUUGCUUGACACCAUA
Molecule: messenger RNA, 2974 nt
Organism: Siniperca chuatsi (mandarin fish)
Lineage: Eukaryota; Metazoa; Chordata; Actinopteri; Centrarchiformes; Sinipercidae
Product: inter-alpha-trypsin inhibitor heavy chain H3-like
Exons: 22
Coding region: 12-2768 (918 amino acids)
Source: RefSeq, a predicted model, not a curated record